AUGUACGUGUUAAAAACGAAUCUUGAAAAGUUGCGGACGUCCUUGGAGAGUAUGCGUAGGUGCUCCAGAGGUCGGGUGCAUGGCAAUUAUGUGCCUCUACAGCGACUAGCUUUCGCUACUACCAGCGAAUUGGGUGAACUGGCGAAAGUGCAUGGACGUCUGUCCAGAUUGCUUGUACGUCUUAAUAAUACCUUCAAGUGUCAAGUUAUUGGCGAGGUACUCAGCUAUAUAAUCACGAAUGUUUCGUACUGCUACUUCAUACAUUUAGUGGCGAACAGUAUGAUAGAAACGAUUAAAAGCCCAUUCCUUUGGGUGGCGAAUUUGUCAACCGCAUUUUUGGCGCUCCUGGACAUAAAUUUGCUUUACUGGAUCUCACAUUCUACCACACAUGCUUUCCUGGAAACGGCGCACAUUCUGCAACGCUAUCGGACGUUGCCAUUUACGAGUCAAAAUCUCGAGCGGCAGUGUGAACAGUUUUGCCUGCAACUUUGGCAACAGGAAAUGCGAAUAGGUGGCAUGUUUUCGCUGAAUCGGCAGACAUCUUUGGCUAUGGGGGCCUUUAUGUUACGGCACACAAUCAUUCUAGUGCAGUUUGAUUACGAGUCGCGUAUGUCGGGAGCGAGUUCGAGUAUCACAAUAGACUCCCUUGUUGAUAUGCUUCAAUUUAGUAAAGUUUGA
Messenger RNA from Bactrocera neohumeralis, 678 nucleotides. RefSeq names its product putative gustatory receptor 58a. Lineage: Eukaryota; Metazoa; Arthropoda; Insecta; Diptera; Tephritidae. Bases 1 to 678 code for a protein of 225 amino acids. Gene Ontology annotation, cellular component: membrane. Gene Ontology annotation, biological process: sensory perception of taste. The transcript is spliced from 2 exons. The record is from RefSeq and is a predicted model, not a curated record.